UCCAUUUUGUGUGGAGGAUCUGACUGACUUCGUUAUUUCCGUGUUUCGGAGAAGGCAGCGGGGAGUUAUGGCUCUGUUAGCCGAGUGUGGCUAAACUUUUUUUUGUUGUUUUUAAUUAAGUAAAACUAAUGUGCUGCGUUAUCUUAGUUAAGUGUUGUUGUAGCCGUUUGCAUGCAGCUGGACUGCGCUGACAGUAAAAAGCUAACCACAGCUAGCUUUAGCCAAACGUCGACAUAAGCUAACUUUAGCCGGCUAACUUCAGAGAGGCUUUUUUGUUUGUUUGUGGUGUUAAAUUGCAUCGUCUUACAGAGUUCACUGCUUUCACUGCUUCUGGCUAAGUGCUGCUGCCAGGGAUUGACACAAGCUGCACUUUAUGUCGUUUUGGAGACUCGAACCAGGAUUCUGAGUCUGGGAGUCUUCUUGGGUCCUCCCAGCUGUGACAGAGAAGUCACUGGGUUUUACUCUGUACACAGAGUUGCCUACAGUGGGUCACAAUGCCUAUUCCUCCCCCUCCGCCUCCUCCUCCUGGUCCCCCGCCUCCCCCCACAUUCAGCCAGGCAAACACCACUCCACCAAAGCUGAGCGCCUCAGAGUCUAAAGGCAGAGGAGCUCUGCUCUCCGACAUCUGCAAAGGAGCCAAACUCAAGAAGGUCACUGUGGUCAGUGACAGGAGUGCGCCCAUUAUAGAGAAAUCUGGAGGAGGUGGAGGCGGUGGACAUGGAGGUGGGGCUCCAGGACCAAUAGGAGGCCUUUUCCAGGGAGGUUUGCCAAAAUUACGUCCAGUUGGAGAUGGAUCGGCAGGUGGCUCAGUGGGCAGAUCCGCCCUGCGGCCCCCUAUGUCGCGGCCUGCAGUGCCGCAGCCCCCCACAGGCCGGUCCCCCUCACCCUCAUUGCAAGAGAACCAGCGCAGCGAACGCCCUUCGCUCCCUGAUAUCUCUCGCCCCCCCAGCAGCAGCUCGUCCUCAGGCGGCGGGAUGAAGCACAGUACCUCUGCACCACCUCCUCCUCCGCCAUUCAGCAGAGGCAAUCGUGGCAAUGCUUCCUCCAACACCAACCAGAAAGCCCCUGCUCCACCUCCCUCAUCCUCCUCACACAGCCGAGAAAAGCCGCUUCCUCCACCGCCAAGCAGAGGCCCUGCCCCUCUGGCCUCCACGAAGCUGUCUUCCUCUUCUAGCAGACCACCCGCCAGCGGCUCCUCUGCUCCACCUCCUCCCCCACCGUACAGGCCUCACACUUCAGUCGGCGUCUCCAACGGACCAUCUGAUGUAGACGGUGCUCCGGAGCUUCCUCAGAGGCACAACUCUCUCACCAAAAAACACACAUCCGGAGCAAGCCAAGGACGCAGCCAUGCUCCGCCCCCUCCACCUUCAUCAUCUCCAUCCUUCCAGCAGGUUGGCAGGCCGCCACCUCCUGCUCGAGAGCCACCAGGUCGCCGCACAGCUCCUCAGGUGCCCUCUUCUGGGUCUCGUAACGGCAGUCGGGACGCCCCUCCUCCCCCACCGCCGUACCGCGUCCAGAGCACUGUGACCGCCUCAGAGACCCACAGCCGGGUGGAAAAACCACUCCCACCUUCCUCCAUAUCAUUAUCCUCCUCCCGCACACCAGCCGGACCCCCUCCACCGCCCCCACCCAUUCGGAACGGUCAUCUCUCCUCCAGGUCCAUCAUGGAUGACUUUGAAUCAAAGUACAGCUUUCAUCCCAUUGAAGACCUCCCACCUCCAGAGGAGUACCGGCAUUUCAACAAGAUCUACCCCAGUAAAAACAAGGCCACAAUCAGAGGAGCUCCUCCAGCGCCGCCGGUGGGGAGGUGAAGUGACCUCGGCUCAGGACUCGAACACUCUGCCCACCUCGUUUGAAUUGUUUAAACGGCAAACGCACUACACCCACAAAAACUCCGCUAACACCGACGCAGCACAGCGGCGAGUGCCGCGUAAACCCACACAAAGCGCUUUCCACCUCGCUCACCUUCUGUCUUCACACGAGACGACAAAACCACUUUGAAGCGACAAACCGGACUGGACACGGAGCCGCAGUGGUUCACUUUGUUCCAACUUACCAGGACCAAAGUUCAGGAAACAACAUAAAUGUGUUCAUUCCACUUUUUUAAUGUGUUUUCUCAAUAAUAAGGGUGGUGAUUUUUCUCGUUUAUGUGUGUUUUGGUAUCGGGAUUAAUUUGUGGUGUCAUCGGGGAUCAAUCAUCAAACUUUACAAUUGAAAACAAGUUGUUUAGAGGACUCGGCGGGUGGCGACUUGUGCUGUCGCUGAGGCUUCUGGGAAUGUGGGACUUGCUCUUUUUUUUUUUUUUUUUUGGCUCUUCCAGUUAUGCCAGGUAAAUGUAAGCUUGAACAAACUUUUCUUUCACAACGUGCCAAAAUUAGAGUGGAACGAACCAUGCAGAAAAAGACGGUGAAACCACGCAGAGGAUUUUUGUUUUUGUUUGAAAUUUCUGUUGCAGAAAUGGAAAAGUGAAAAUUUAUCAGAAAAUGCUUUUUCUGACAUCCAGAAUGGCACCAGUGUCAAAAUAUUUGCCUGAAUAUUUUGUAAAUUGCAAGAACUAAGACAUUAAAAUGGUGUGAUUUUAGUUUUAUUAUCCAUUUCCCAAAGCAGCAAAGGAAAAUGCGCCUUUCAGAGUCACAACUGAUGGGGGAAUUUACCCCCCCCCCCCCCCCCCCAACAAAAAAAAAACUUUUUCACUUUUUCUGAUUCAAACAUGUUCUUUCUUGUGAAGUUGCACGGCACUUUAAUCCCUCACACCGUGCACAGCUGUGUUUCCUCUGUGCACGAUGGCCAUCGACAUCCAGAUCACAAGAAAAAUCUGGAUUAUAAUUUUUUUUAAUUAUUAUUGUAAUCUUGAAGCAUCCUGGUCCUGCUGGUUAAAAACAAAUGUAUCUUUUUAAAACAUCGAGCUGUUUGAAAGGUGUGUGUGUGUGUGUGUGUGUGUAUGGUUAAAUUAUUCAGUUUUGAGCGGACCAAGAAAUAGACCAUAAAGCUGCAGAGCCAAAACCAUUUAAAAGGGUUUAAAAUUUCACCUGACGAUCCAGAUUUCUGUACUUUCAGUCUGACUCAGAGCAGUUAUACUUUUAAUAUCUCUUUAAAAUAUAUUUUGUCUGGUUGGAAUUCUACUGAGAUCUGAAUCAAGGUGUUGGAAUUUAAAUUUGUUCCAUUCUGAUGGUUGCUUCUUGUUGUGACUACUUUGGUUGCUUUUUGUCACGAUGCAACGUAAAACACGAUGUCUCAGCAAUAGCUUAAAUUUUAGAAAUUGCGGUUUAAAGUACUUCAAAAUCACAGAUUAAAAACUAUGGUAUUAACCUGAAAAAUAUAAAUUGAGCUUGACUAAACCAUCUUAUGUUGGGGCCGCUGGGGUGCAAAACAUGUGGACAGCCGCUAAGUGCCUGUGUUGUAUCUGGUCAAACAGAGAAGGAACAAAGUGUCAUGUUUCAGACGGGACACCUGAAAUUUUGACUUUGUGUCAAAGAUGCGCCGGUUGUUUUCCGUUGUUUAGCUCGAGUCAUCAUUGAGACUGUAAAAAUGGAAUUGAUUUGUCAUAAGGGAACAUUUGUCACUUUUUGUGUUGAACUUUUCUAGAAGCUGAUUCUGUUUCUGUAAUUUUCCAUUUGCUGCUCCAUAUAGAAACUAGUGAAAAAGAUACUUUUUAGAUCGCUAUGCAAAGAGCCGUUUAAACAGAAUGUAGUUAAUAUCUUUUAAAAAAAACACGCAAGUGCCAUAAGACUUUGAGGUUGUUAUUUCUUUAAGAACCUCCAAACUGAACUUUAAAACACUGAAUAAUAAUAGUAAUUACAUCAUGUUAAUACAAAGCAGGAAAAUCAAGGAAAUGAUUUGACUUUAAAUUCAUUUUCUUUGAUGCAGCGCCUCCUGCUGGUCUUUGCCUUACACUAAAUCCUACCUUGGUACCAGUGGAUUUUCUUUUUGUUUCUCCCUCUUUGGGAGAAAGAGAUGAUAGUAAACAAACAGAUCUAUUUUAAACUGCAAUAAAUAUUUUAUGUGUACGUUAAGUACAAGGAAUAUAGUAAUCAUAGUUAUUGAUCUAUUUGAUGUAAAAAGGUUGUAAUAUAGGAAAGAGAAAUGAUUAUUACGGCAGCCUGUCAGUUGGCGAGCUUCGGCACUUCUCCAAACGUUUUUGAGCAUACGGGUGAGCUGUGAGCUUUUCUCCACAUCAUGAGAAAAUUAUUUUCUAAAGAUGAAAGAAUCGGAUCCCUGUGUGCACGCGGUGACUGGUCACGUCUGAUGUUCACGCCACGUGCAAAAUCCCUGUGGUAGUAUCAUGUUAAUCUGUUUUUAAUCUGAAAUAAUUUCAAAUAAAUUUCUGUGGGGAAAAGAGUAC
Messenger RNA from Thalassophryne amazonica, 4342 nucleotides. RefSeq names its product WAS/WASL interacting protein family, member 2a (gene wipf2a). Lineage: Eukaryota; Metazoa; Chordata; Actinopteri; Batrachoidiformes; Batrachoididae. The transcript has 8 exons. The record is from RefSeq and is a predicted model, not a curated record. Gene Ontology annotation, molecular function: actin binding. Bases 495 to 1811 code for a protein of 438 amino acids.